GGGAUACACGCGAGUCCGCGGUGUGAAGCGAAGCCGAGAGGAGUGACAGUCCUGCUGAUAGAGCGGCGGGCACAAAGUACGUCUCAGUCGACGCUGAGCCAGUGCCUCAGCAAGUUCGCUCGAGGCAGUAGAGAGUCCUGAGAGAGUUCAGCCUCCGCGCGAUCACCGAUCGCUUUUCUUCCUCUUCUCGAAUUCGGUCCCCCUGCGGUACGAGGAUGCGGUCCUACGAUGGCUACCGGGCACUCGUCGUGCUCGCAACCCUACUUGCCCACAUGCCCGGCACGUUCCCUGUACGCGUCGCAGGCAGUCAGGCAGCCAGUAGGAGAAUCGAUCAAUCGACAGCGGCGGAUCAAUCAGCGUCGUCCUCCUUCUGGAGUCCCAACAUCAAAACCUCUUCUGACCUUUUCUCCCAGGAUAAUAGCGCGGCUUUCUUCCCCACGGCUCACGGACUGGUGCAAACUCACCCCUCUAGUGGUGGUGUGUUCCGCAGUGGCUUUGGCGGAGUCGACAAUCUCGGCACUCGGGGGGCGACGAUGAGGCCACCGAGGACGCGGCCUCUCGAUUAUAAUGAGCGCGCGACCGCCGAAUUGCGCCGAAAUCCAUCGCUCUCGUCGCCCGACGAGUGUGCUCGCGCUUGCCGCGAGAACGAGCCACCCAGGAUAUGCUACUACCACUUCACACUCGAAUAUUAUACUGUACUUGGCGCAGCGUGUCAAGUAUGCACACCGAACGCAACCAAUUCCAUAUGGAGCGACUGCCAAUGUGUUCUGGCGGACGGAGUUGAACGAGGUAUCCUGACUGCGAACAGGAUGAUUCCUGGACCGAGUAUACAGGUGUGCCAGGGCGACAAAGUCGUUAUUGACGUGGAAAAUCAUAUUGAGGGAAUGGAAGCCACGAUACAUUGGCACGGUGUAUGGCAAAGAGGGUCUCCAUACUACGACGGUGUACCCUAUGUGACGCAGUGCCCCAUUCAAGAGGGUAACACGUUUAGAUAUCAAUGGACAGCCGGCAAUGAGGGUACGCAUUUCUGGCAUGCACACACUGGUAUGCAAAAGAUAGACGGUCUAUACGGAAGUAUAGUGAUCCGACAGCCGCCGAGCAAGGACCCUAAUAGCAAUAUGUACGAUUAUGAUUUAACCACACACGUGAUGCUUAUCAGCGAUUGGUUCCACGAGAGCGCUGUCGAACGUUUUCCGGGUCGUCUUGCAGUCAACGUCGGUCAAGCACCUGAAAGCGUGCUGAUCAACGGGAAAGGUCAAUUUAGGGAUCCUAAUACCGGUUUCAUGACAAACACGCCCCUCGAGGUGUUCACGAUUACUCCAGGCCGUCGUUACCGAUUCCGACUGAUCAAUUCGUACGGAUCGGUAUGCCCCUCUCAAAUCACGGUCGAGGGUCACACUCUCACGAUUAUCGCUACCGAUGGUGAAGCAGUGCACCCAGUGCAAGUGAACACCAUAAUCUCGUUCUCAGGUGAACGUUACGAUUUCGUCAUAAAUGCCGACCAGCCCGUUGGCGCUUAUUGGAUCCAAGUUCGUUCGCUGGGAGAAUGUGGAAUUCCGCGAUCUCAACAGCUGGCCAUCCUACGAUACGCUCGUGGUCCUUAUCAGCCAAGUACUGCACCACCUACGUACGAUUAUGGUCUUCCACAAGGCGUCGUCCUGAAUCCUCUGGAUGCCAUCUGCAACCGACCGCGCGAGGAUGCGGUUUGCGUGAGCCAGCUGAAGAAUGCCCGCCACAUCGAUCAGGGUAUCCUGCAGCAACGCCCCGACGUGAAGAUCUUCCUGCCGUUCCGCUUCCUGUUCUACAGACCAGAAGAGGUCUUCCAGCCGCAGACCUACAAUCGCUUCCUCGUUGCACCGACCGGCGACCAUGUGAUUUCCCUCGUGGACGAGAUCUCGUUCACGUUCCCUCCGGCGCCUCCACUUUCGCAGAUCGACGACGUUCCGCCCGAACAAUUCUGCAACGGUGAUAAUAGACCGGCUGACUGCGGCGCCAACUGCAUGUGCACGCAUCAAGUCGACAUCCCGUACAACGCGGUCGUCGAGGUGGUUCUCGUAGACGAAGUACAACAGCCAAAUCUAUCGCAUCCAUUCCACUUGCACGGAUAUGCAUUCAACGUGGUCGGUAUCGGUCGUUCUCCUGAUAGAAACGUGAAGAAGAUCAAUUUGAAGCACGCCCUCGACCUCGAUAAACGAGGUCUCCUGCACAGACAGUUCGACCUGCCGCCCGCUAAGGACACCAUCGCUGUUCCCAAUAACGGUUACGUCAUCUUCCGUUUCCGCGCUGACAAUCCGGGAUACUGGCUGUUCCACUGCCACUUCCUGUUCCACAUAUUGAUCGGCAUGAACUUGAUCCUGCACGUGGGGACACAUGGGGACCUGCCACCGAUACCACCCAACUUCCCGACCUGCGGUGACCAUUUGCCGCCCAUCACGCCACCGCUGGACACGUUCCAUUGAUGCGCGACCGCGAGCGACGAGCUCGGCGAAGAGAGGAACGAAGAAACUGAGAGUCGCUCCAAAGUCCAUACGAGCACUUGUAGCAUAUUUCCUGUAAAGUAGCGCGCGCGUGAGCCUGUAAUAUUUCCCUUUUUUCAAACUUUAAUGCAACGCCUCGUCGGCCCGUUCUCGAGAGCGUGCUCGGCUCGAGACGUGCUCGUGGCGAUCGAUCGGCCGAGGAGAACCCGACGGAUGUGUCGACCCGUUGCCUCACGCGACCUGCCGAGAGCAAGACAGAAGGGAAGAGGAAGAGAGCGAGGGGAUGCAAGUCCGAGAUGUCGAUGGAGUAUUCGCGAGGCAACGGGUUAGCAAAAGCGGCGAUCGACGUCCAGCUGGGUGUCGGCGAAACGACGUACGUUCCCAGAGGCGACGAUGACUUUACGUUGGCGGCAGUCGAUAAUUUAUUGUGUUCCAGAUGCUUCACCCGUCACCGUCAUCCGUGCUGCGCGUCAUCCCUCGUUAUCCUCACUCCGUGAGACCUGUCCGUUCAUGCCUCGCGGUCGUAUGCCUCGUCGCCACGGCGCGAUUUCAGUCUCGUUGUCAAACGUAUCACAUGAAACAUUUGUAAAUGUCGCAAAAAUCAUCAUCCGAGAAUACUCGUUGGUCGUUUGAUGCAGUCAUCCACGCUGUCAUCCGCGAUGACGCGAGUUCCGAUGUGACGAGUGAAGCAUCUUAAGUGGAAACGUACAAAUGUUACUGACUAACGUUUGUAACGCUCUGUAAAUAAUGUAGAAAUAGUCACUACACUUAACGAGACAUUAACGUGGGAGUAGUGGGGUACGUAUUGUAAGAGAGGAACCGCCGGAGAGUUUUUCCACCCCGUGACCACGGCCGCCGAGCGGUGGAUUAUCGCUAAGGAUAACGCCCUUUCAGCAGGCUGGAUCUGCGCGAUCGUGGAAUCCGCUACACGAGCUACACGAUGUUACUUGAUGUUUAGAGAUUCCGUCUUUAUUUCGUCUUCUAUUUAGCUGAUCCAAGAAACGACAGAUACACCUGCAAUGAUGAAAAUACUUUUUCUCGCGAAUACAAGAAGUGCGAUAUUUAUUUAAAUUAGUGGAGCUGACUUUUUCAUUAAUCGCAUCUUACAUCAUUAUAAUAAUUAACGUAUAUAACACGUGCGAAACAUAUAAUCUAAUCAUAUCGAUAAACAUCUAAUUUUCCGAUUUUUACUUCCGAUCAUUACUUCUACUUUUUUCAGCCAAUAUUAUUUUUUAAUGAUUUUUGCAACUUCAUUCGACGCUUCAUUCUCGUUCAUCUUUUCACGGCCAGGGAGAAUAUAACAGCUCACGUUAACAUAAACAGCCGGUACAUGCGAGUUUUCCACGGCAAAAAUCCAGGCUUCUGAGACAGCCUCUUAGUUAGGGAGCGAACUUGCGCUUGUGCUGCGAAUAGCUCGCGCGUGUUGUUUUAUUCCGUCAGCCGAGAAUUACACUGAAAAUAUCGGGAUCAAAUUGACGCGAUUAAUAAAACUUUACAGGAUCGUUACAUAUACUGUUAAGCAUGAUUAUCUUCUCGCGCGACGUCACUAGCGUACAUUAAUGUAUCGACACGUUAUUUAUUUUUGUUCCGCUAUUAAUUUUUGUUAAUCUCUGUUCAAAAUUCGAUCCUUUAUUGAAAUCCCAUCAAAGGCACUCAAAAAUGCACAGGCUGACACGCUAUCGUUAAAUAUAUCGCGCUGUGCACACACGGCGCGAUAAUAGUUGUAUGUUUAUUCAUGGUGCCUCCAUUUUUUAUGGAAAAUACUCUACGCGACUCACAAUUAACGCUUACGUUACUCGGUCAUAUACAUACACAUACAUACACCAACACAUUAAAUUACUACAAGUACAGACAUAUUACAUAUAGGUGGUAACCGUACACGUCGCGCGCGCGCGCGCGUCGUACCUAAUUUUUGUAGAUAAACUUCCGUUUCGUUUCGCUCGUCGGAUCAUCAGAACACGAAACACUCAAUAGCGUAAUCGUGAAGUAAUUCGCUAACGAAACAUAAUUCGAUGGCUUAGUGCAAAAGGAAUGUAGCGCAAAAUACUGAGUUUUUUAGUUGGUAUUACAUAGGGGAGGGAAAAGCGCAUUUGUGUAUUGCUAAUAUUAAAACCUUAUCUCUAUAAGAAGAGUAAAAGAAAAUUAUAAAAAUAUAAAUAUAAUACGUAGCUCUUGUAUAAACGUAACAAUAUUUUUCAUAAGACAUUAAUUAAAUAAGUGAAUGCGAGAAAAUACGCGCAGAGCACUCUCAGUAUUUUACUUGCAAUGACGAAAAAUACCAGCUGAAAAAUUACUCUUUUCUCGGAUAGCAACUACUUUGCAUUGAGCCCCCGAGUUACGCGAAGCGUCCGUUGUUAAUUGCGGCUUUCCUGAAUCGGCCAGUUCGUUUGUCAAACGCCUCGAUUGUUCUCCAUCAAAAGUGAUGCACGACGACAGCCGGUCUCGAAUACCGCAAUGGUACAAUCGAGCAGACACGGAUAACGGCUUUGUGGGAUAGCAAAUAUACGCUGUUUUUAUAAAAUAUUCUUUUUAAUACUAGUAGGGAUAGUUUGCAAGGAUAAAGGAGAACGUACCUGCCGUUUAAUUAAUUGUAGCACGAGCAUGCAUCGACUCUUUAUAUCGAUAGUCCAUUUUUGCUCGCGAUCGCGUCUUCAAAGCAUCAGCCUUCAUAUCAUAGUAAUCGGAUUUUCGGUAGACGGUAGACAAACAGCUUGCUCAUGUGAUACAUAUGUGAUACCAUCGUGUCUGUCUUGCUAUUUAAACGUCCGUCUCUUGGGCUGUGUGCGUGCGCUUGAGACACUUUUCUUGCAAAAGUAAAGCUUUUCGUAAAGCUUCUCUACGCGUGUGCAGCAAUCUUCAAUUACUGUUUAUCGAAAAUCCUUCCUUGUCAGAAGUAGCCCCUUCUAAAAUAGAAUGCUGAAGUGAAUAUUCGUAUGAAAUGUUCGCUUUCGCGCAAAUUAACAUCCGGUUUAGUUACCUGAUUCGAGAAUCUUUGAUAAUUAUUAUUAAGAAGACGCAUUCGUUGGAAGGAAAAAUUUAUUCCACUGUUACUUUGAUCAAUUCUUCAAGCAGGUAUAUAUCGGUUAUUGUAAAUAUUGUAAUACUGAAGAUCUAGUAUUCCUAUAGCUAGUUAUAUCAGUUAUCUUCCCUCUCUCUCCCCUGUAAUUACUCAUACAACUAAACUCGUAUACGUAUCGGCAGUUACCAUUCGUAAGCAAUUGAGAGUUUUCGUGUUUUAUAUGAAUAGAAUACUGAAGCGAAUUACGCUCGUGCACGCGUGGGCGCAUGUAAGCCCGCAACUGCAACGGGCAGCUCGAUCAUGUAUUUUCUUCUAAGAAUGUAUUUUUAAUAAUAAAUCGUUUUUAAAAAGAUCAACUGUGUGCCUGUCAAUUUCUUACUUCUAUCUUACUAAUUAUUUACUUAAUCUUUUUACUAUGGUAGUGUCGACAAUUAUAGGAUAAUGUAGACUGCUUUACGCAUUUUAGCGAUUGGAAUCAUAUUCUUUUUACUUGCUCCACUUAAUUUUAAUUUAUUAUAUCAAAGAAAUAACUUUCCAAGUUUAAAAACAAGAUGGAGUUUGCAUAAAAUAAGAUCUAUUUAAGCUUAUAUUUAGUCCAUUAUAGAUACAAUUGCUCUUCCUUAGAAAGCGUUUUAGGAAGCUAUUUCUUAAUCUCUACGUGAAACCAAGUUUUCUUCACGUAAAAGUUGCUUAGUUUAGAUCUCUUAGUGGGAGUGAACGUAAUGAACAUAUUCCGUGAGAGGGACACGAUAAUUCCCGUACAGUAAUAAUCCAUCCACUUAAAAUAAGAGGGUAAGUUGGGAAGGCCACGAACAUAAUCAGAGACACGAAAAUAGAGAAAAUGUUCCUGAGGGGAAAAUGAGAAUGCCAAAAUCAGAUACCGUAUCCUGAUGCACCGAUAUUAUUAUUAUUAGCAUUAAUGACAGCCAAAUAAUAAUACGUGUACGCAGCGUGCGCGAGAGUGAAUCAUUGUUAUUGUCGUGAAAUAUCACCGUAAAAAUUAUAAUGUUGUGCAACGAUAAGCAUUACGGUCGUUGAUUAUUCCCCUGAGAAAACAAAUUGCAGGUGACUGGAUAGCGAACUGGUUAAUAGCGCGAUCUAUAAUUAUGGGCUGCUGACAUACACGAUAAUAAAACGCGAUCUAAUUUGAGAGUAUCAUAAAACGGAGAUAGUGUAGUAAGUACAGUAUGGAGAAAGAUGUGAAAGCUGCGGAAUUUAUUUCGGUCAUAAAAUGAAAAGUGUAACAACAAUAUUCUAAAAAUAAAAGAGGAAAUGUCAAUUGCAAUUAUCAAGCAUUAUGGUUUUGAUUUCAAUCAAAGAUUUAUUCAAGAAUCGAAUAUAUGAAGAUAUUUAUUAAAGAAGUAGAAGUAGUGUCCUACUUCUCUGCAACAUUUACAGAAGAAUAAUAUUCCACGGAACAAUGUAUUUGCAACGCGAAGCGUUUCGCGUAAUUCGGAACUGUCGGAGGUGCUUGCCGGCGGAAAUAAAAGGGACACAUGUGGUUUCGAUUAAUGGAUUUAUGUACAAAAAGCAUUUAACUAAUGUACCUUAAUUAGGAUCAAUGUAGUUCUGUAAAUGCUAGUGCCUAUGCUUAUGACUAUUAUAUUAUGAUACAUAUGCAGUCUAGCACGAGAAUCGUUUCACGAAUGAUAAAGGCUAAAUACCGAUAUAAAAAUACCGAUGUGUAGAUACAUAGUGUUUUAUCGUGCUUAUCCGUAGACAAUUUUAUUUUAUUAAUAUAGUUUAUCAAUAUAUUUUGGUCCGCACUGUUUUUUCUCCCGAAUUUUUCACAUUGCUUAUUGCCGUUAACGUGACUAACAAGUGCAAGAGUACAAGAUAGAAGUUAUCAGUGAAGAAACGGCGAAA
Ooceraea biroi (clonal raider ant) is the source of this 7362-nucleotide messenger RNA. Its product is annotated as laccase 2. Gene Ontology annotation, molecular function: copper ion binding; oxidoreductase activity. Lineage: Eukaryota; Metazoa; Arthropoda; Insecta; Hymenoptera; Formicidae. Gene Ontology annotation, biological process: iron ion transport. The record is from RefSeq and is a predicted model, not a curated record. Gene Ontology annotation, cellular component: plasma membrane.